Molecule: messenger RNA, 3342 nt
Organism: Belonocnema kinseyi
Lineage: Eukaryota; Metazoa; Arthropoda; Insecta; Hymenoptera; Cynipidae
Exons: 13
Coding region: 1-3342 (1113 amino acids)
Source: RefSeq, a predicted model, not a curated record
AUGAAUCGUGAAAAUGAGGAACAAAAAGCAGUUUCCCAAACUCUCUGCGGUGCUUUACAGAAAGAAGCUAAUUGCAAAUGUUUAGUACUAUCUGUACUUAUUUAUGGAUGUAUUGCUGCAGUUACAUGGUGCCGAUGUGCAAAUGUAACGAAGAUUGUCAUCAAUUAUUCCAAGUUUCCUCUUAGAAGUACAAAACAUGUGUCACCCUGUGACGAUGGUUACAUCUAUAUACCUGUGGCGUUCAUGGGGAUGUUGUAUCUUGUAUACUUGGUGGAAUGUUAUCACUCACCAAUCAGAAUUGACCUUUUACACGCAGAGGGUGAAAGCAGUGUUCUUGCCAAGUUGACCCAACUGAAACUUGCUCAACCAACAAUUUGGUGGAAAGCAAUUUCCUAUCACUAUGUGCGUAGAAAGAGACAGAUCACCCGAUAUCGAAACGGUGAUAAUUAUACGACUACUCAGGUAUACUAUGAAAGAUGCAACACACACGUCGCCACUUCUUUUUAUUUUUACGACUAUUGUGGGGUGAAGGACAUUAGUAAAGAGCUAACGACUAAUUCCAAAUUACCAAUCACCAAAAUUACUCUCACGAAGGGAUUCGCUUUCUCCAACGUGAGAUCAGCCACAGAAUUCGAAGAAGCAAGAUCCAGAUUUUUUGCAGAGCAGGAAUUCAGGGACGAUUACAUGGAAAUGAGGGAAGGACUAGAUUUGGGCUACAAUUUCAACCCAAUUACUUUAGUAGCUGUUCUGGGCAAUCCUUGGUUCACCAAUUCUUAUGUUUAUUGGUUUUUGAGCGCACUUCUUCUCAGUUGGCCACUUAGGAUCAUCAUUGAAUAUAAAACUCAGUAUGCAGACUAUCAGAUAACGAAACUGUUCGGAGUAAACUAUGACACCCCAAUGACUUCGCAAAUACAUGCGUCUUCCAGUCAAUUAAGUGCUCCAGGAUCAUACAUGUUAGCACCUAGUUACAGCGAAGCACUUUUAAUGGAACCAGCAUUGCCACCAUCUCAGGAAGAAAUAUCCGAAAAUGAAAAUCUCAUCGAGGCUUUGGAAUCCGACAUGGUCCCCAGUUACUCCGAAGCCCUUCUUUACGAAAGAGCUCACCAGACUUCCCUGCCAGCUAAAAAUUAUGUCAGUCUUCAGUACCACCAAAUCCAAAAUUCUGAACCCUGCGAGUGUCCUUGUCAUCUUGCAGAAUUAGAAAGACAAAACGAACCAGAGGCUUCCACUUCCGGAACAGAAAAUAAUUCUAUCAGUAGAGACGAAAAUAUUCAAACAGAAUCUGAAACAGUGAUGGUUACUUUUGCAGAGAGCUGUCAUUCUUGGGUCGCUCCGUGUCCUCAAGACACCAUAUUUGUAAGUUACGCGGUUCUAUUGGAACCACCUCGCAAUCGUAACUACGUCCCACAACCCACAGUUCACAAUCCACAACUCGUAACUCAAAAAUCACAAAUUACAAAUCACAGCUCACAACUCAAAAUUCUCAACCAACAACUCGCAACCCUAAACUCACAGCUCAUAAUCCACAACUCAACAGCUCACAACGCACAACUCACAGUCCACAAUCCACAACUGACAACUAAAAAUUCAGAACCCAAAACUCAAAAUUUCGCAACCCAAAAAUCACAGCUCACAACCCACAACUCGCUGCUCGGAACUGACAUCUCACAGCUCCUGCAUCACAAUACACAACUCACAACUCAAAGUACACAACCACAAAUCCUGAUAAUCCACAGUCUACAGCUGAAAGCUCACACCGAACAGAUCACAACACACAGUUCACAACUCACAACUCAAAUAAGUAACCCAAAUCUCGAAGUUAAAUCAGAACCUUUAUCGACGAGGCACCAGAUCAAGAAUCGCCUGAGUGACUGCACCUUUAGCACCCAACCGAAAAUCUGUGCUGAUUGUUUAAGAAGUUCAGCGAGCGAUCCUAACAGAAUCAACAGGUCGUCUGGUGAAUUAGGAUGUAAUCGAAUUUUUUCCCAGGAAAGAGGAAGAAAUUUGAGAGCGUCUUCAAGAGGAAGUUCCCUAGAAUUAUUGAAUGAAAGUUCCGAAAAUAAAACGAGGAUUGUCAGAGACAUUUCGGAACCAGAUUUUCGAGCGAAUUCCGAACUUUCAGAUCUCUCGAUGAAGUUUCUUUGGACAAACGGCCGGAGUUUAGAAAAUAUUUUAGAAAAUGAAGAAACGGAUGUGUUAAAGAUGAGAGCUAGAUCUGAAAGAGCAGAGGCUUUGGUUUUGGAUGAUCAGGUUGAGUUGACUCCUCUCUCAAGAGAGGAGGCGAUUCGAAAAGGUGCUAUUCCGAAAAACUUUGGUAGCAGGAGCAGAGUGACUGUAAAUCCCAUUUCUGAAGUUGUUAAGAGGAUUCCGACCUCGAGGACGUAUUUUUGUCUGAAGUCGAUUCUGAAGAACAAACAGAGAAGAUAUACUUUGGUGACUCCGGCAGAAUUUCAGGCUAUGGAUCCUGAAAAGUCUGGAGGAGAGACAUCUGAAUUUUGUAGAAAGCGGGACCCUCUUCCUUGUGGUUCGGCUGGGUGUCGAUGUAGUAACUGUGAUAAUGAAGGUGAUGUUCCUGAGAGGGAAUUAACGAGGGUCGAAAAUUUAGAUGAAUCAGUCAGGGUGCAUUGUACUCUGAAGUCAGAAAACUCAAGAACACUCAUUUUCGCAAGUCCAAUCCAAGAAAUCUGUCCUUCGGAUCCAUUCCAAGGCAAGAAUGUCGUCCAGAGUGAAAAUCCUCCAACCUACGAAGAAACAUUAAAUUUACCAGUGCUAUCCAGACUCAGGAGAUCCUUGACUGAACGAGAAGCUUUCGGAUCAAAACCCAGGAGUCAGUGGAAACAUCAUCGAACCAUGAGCACUGGACCCGAGCAUCUUUUUUCCGGAAGACACGAUCCUGCCAUUUCUCUUCCAUCUUACGAUGGUCUCACGAUUCCACCAGACUCUAGAAUAAAUUUGCGAAACAACGAUUUCCUCUCGACGAACAAUUCUCCUUCAUUCUCCCAAGAGGACCAGCAGAGACCCGAAGACCAAAGUUCGAACUUCAACCUGGAGAGACCCACCAGGUUGACUCGAUCUCUCACAGAAAGGAGAGUCAAACCAGACCAAAGAAGACACGAUCCAGUUCUUCGCAAAAGCUUCACAGACAGGAUAGAUUAUUCUUUUAGUGGAAAUGAUGGGAGAGGCCCGAAUCUAAAUAUGGAAACUUCUUUUCAGGGAGGCAUUAGACCCACUGCCAAAUUCGCUGACGAGCGCAGCUCGGCUCUCACAUGCGGAGAUCCCCAGUUAGACCUGCUGCAAGAGUGCGCGCGCACGCUGGACACGCACAUGUUGGGGAGGGGGUAA